Molecule: messenger RNA, 3990 nt
Organism: Ipomoea nil (Japanese morning glory)
Lineage: Eukaryota; Viridiplantae; Streptophyta; Magnoliopsida; Solanales; Convolvulaceae
Product: auxin response factor 6
Exons: 14
Coding region: 959-3652 (897 amino acids)
Biological process (GO): response to hormone; regulation of DNA-templated transcription
Cellular component (GO): nucleus
Molecular function (GO): DNA binding; protein binding
Source: RefSeq, a predicted model, not a curated record
UGAUGGGACUUCAGAAAUGAAGAGAGAGAGAGAGAGAGAGAGUAGAGAGAGAAAAUGAUUUAUAAUGAAAAGGCAAGGAAGCAUGAGCAUAGGCUGCUACUAGGUGAAGAGCAGAGCCAUCUCAUCUCAUCUCAAGUAGUGAGGUCUGCCACUCUCAUUCCACCACCAUUUCUUGUUCUGUCACCUUUUAGCAGAACUCAAGGUUUCCACCCAUAGCUAUAAUUUCUGUACUACCACAUGCAUAUAUAUAUACAUAAAUAAAUACAAAUAGUGAGAGAGAGAGAGAGAGAGGGGAAAUACUGGGAUAUAAUAUUGCAGGUUGCUUAUGUAAGUAUGUCACUCUGAACUAGAAGUUGGAGAUCAUUUGAAUCAAGUCCAUCAAACAAAAUUCUGGGUUCUCUCUUUUUGGUGUUGAAACUUGAAACUGAGCUAGCUUCUUCCUUAGCUUCUGGUGAUUGGGAGCUGUAAAAGUUUGAUCUUUUGUUUAAUUCCAUGCCUGGAGGCUUUUGGUUUCUUGAAGCUGAGAUCUGAAGAACAGUGCAGACUGGGAAUUCUUUUCCAAUAAGUUUAGCUUGAAUUGAGGCAGAAAAAUUCAGCAUUUUAUGUUGGGUUUAAGCUGAAAUAAUGUGGAAGCUAACGGACUAAGGGUGGCUUGGGUUUAUGAAUUAGAAAUUGGUGUUUUUUUUGUUUUGUUUUCUGGGGUAGAGGGUGAAUCAAAGGUGAGAGGAGCUGAUGAAGCUGAUAGUACCAUUUGUGUUCUGUAGAGGAACAGGCUUUGGUUGAAGGGUUUUAAGAAAGGGAAAAUUCUGUUCAUUCUCUAACUAUGAACCAUUUUUACUGAUGGGGUGCAGUGUUUUUCUUGCAUUGGGUUGGGAGGGGGCAUAAUUUGGAACGAAAGGGGGGAGUUUAAGAUAUCAUUUGUGAGUGGGAUUGGUGUUCUAUCUUUGAAUCUACAGAAAUGAAGCUUUCUUCUCCUGGUUUCAAUCAGCAGUCCCCUCCUGAAGGGGAGAAAAAAUGCCUAAAUUCAGAACUUUGGCAUGCCUGUGCUGGUCCUCUUGUUUCCCUACCUGCUGUGGGCAGCAGAGUGGUGUAUUUCCCCCAAGGCCAUAGUGAGCAGGUUGCUGCUUCAACGAACAGGGAAGUUGACGCUCAUAUUCCUAAUUACCCGAGCUUACCUCCCCAACUUAUCUGUCAGCUACACAAUGUAACAAUGCAUGCUGAUUUGGAGACGGACGAAGUUUAUGCUCAAAUGACCUUGCAACCUCUAAGCCCGCAAGAGCAAAAGGAGGCGUCUUUUCUUCCAAUGGACUUGGGUACCCCGAGCAAACAGCCAACAAAUUACUUCUGCAAAACACUAACUGCGAGUGAUACAAGUACUCACGGUGGAUUUUCAGUUCCUCGCCGUGCAGCAGAGAAAGUGUUUCCUCAAUUGGACUACUCUCAGCAGCCUCCAGCUCAAGAGUUGAUUGCAAGGGACCUCCAUGAAAACGAAUGGAAAUUCAGACAUAUUUUCCGCGGCCAGCCAAAAAGGCAUCUUCUUACAACAGGUUGGAGUGUGUUUGUGAGUGCUAAACGACUUGUUGCUGGUGAUUCAGUCAUUUUUAUCUGGAAUGAGAAGAACCAAUUGCUUCUUGGUAUUCGGCGUGCCAAUCGUCCACAAACCAUCAUGCCAUCGUCUGUCAUAUCAAGUGACAGUAUGCAUCUUGGUCUUCUUGCGGCUGCUGCUCAUGCAGCGGCAACUAACAGCCGUUUCACCAUUUUUUUCAAUCCAAGGGCUAGCCCCUCUGAAUUCGUCGUGCCUCUCGCUAAAUAUGUUAAGGCUGUAUAUCAUACCCGGAUUUCUGUUGGUAUGCGCUUCAGGAUGCUAUUCGAGACUGAAGAGUCUAGUGUUCGCCGCUAUAUGGGCACGAUAACUGGCAUCAGUGAUUUGGAACCUGCUCGUUGGCCAAACUCACAUUGGCGCUCUGUCAAGGUUGGCUGGGAUGAAUCGACUGCGGGUGAUAGGCAACCAAGAGUAUCCCUCUGGGAAAUUGAACCUUUAAUAACAUUCCCAAUGUAUCCAUCACCGUUUCUCCGACUCAAGCGACCAUGGCCACCAGGACUCCCGAGCUUCAAUGGGAUGAAGGAUGAAGAUAUGAUGAUGAAUUCUCCCCUUUUGUGGCUCCGCGAUGCUGGAGACCGAGGAAUUCAGUCACUCAAUUUUCAAGGAAUCGGUGGCGUUACGCCUUGGAUGCAGCCAAGUCUUCCAAUGCUAGGCAUGCAAAACGACGUCUAUCACGCCAUGGCCACGGCUGCUCUUCAAGAGAUGCGGGUAGUCGAUCCUUCCAAGCAAAACCUCUCCUCGUUCUUGCAAUUCCAGCAAGCAAACGGGGUUCCCCACCGGUCUCCCACUGGCCUAAUGCAGCAGCCUCAGAUACUGCAACAGUCUCAACCCCAUCAACCUACCUUUCUUUCCAAUCUCCACGAAACCCAGCCCCUACCACCCAUAUCCCAGCCGCUUCUUCAGCAACAAUUGCAACAUCAAAAUUCGUUCAAUAGUAUUCAGCAGCAACAACGACCCCAGCAAGCUUCUUCGCAACAGCAAGCACAGUGUAUUGAUCAGCAGGUUUCGAGUGUAGGAUCUGUCAUGUCCCAAUUGGCUUCUUCGAGCUCGCAAUCUCAACCGCCAUCGCUACAAACAAUCUGUUCUAUGCAACCGCAAACCUUUUCUGACUCGACUGUCAACCCCGUGGUUAAUCCGCUGCAGUGUCUGCUCGGUUCAGUGCCCCCAUAUGAAACGUCGCAUAUUCUAAAUGCAUCGAGAUCCAGUAACUUGAUGUCCCCCACUGGCUGGCCAGCAAAGAGGAUUGCAGUCGAUCCCGUUCUUCCUUCACAAUGUAUUUCAUCUCAGGUGGAUCAGCUGGGAGCACCGAACAUGAAUAUAUCCCAGAAUGCUGUUUCUUUACCACCGUUCCCGGGGAGUAGGGUGUGCUCCGAGGACCAGGAAGGGAGCAAUGAUCCCCAAAAUCACCUCCUGUUCGGGGUUAAUAUAGAUUCCUCAUCUCUUCUGAUGCAGAACGGGAUGUCCUCCCUCAAGGGAGUAGGCAGUGUUUGCGACUCAACAACAGUACCCUUUGUCUCUUCCAGCUAUAUGAGUAAUUCGGGCAAUGAUUUCCCCCUAAAUCCAGGAAUGACACCUCCAGUUUGCGUCGAGGAAUCAAGUGUCAUGCAAAAUUCCGAGAAUUUGGGGCCAGAAAACCCACCCAACAAAACCUUUGUUAAGGUUUACAAGUCGGGGUCCUUGGGAAGGUCACUGGACAUAACCAAGUUUAGCAGUUACCAUGAGCUGCGCAGUGAACUUGCUCAGAUGUUCGGCCUCGAAGGCUUACUGGAGGACCCGUUGAGAUCAGGCUGGCAGCUUGUAUUCGUUGACCGAGAGAAUGAUGUUCUUCUUCUUGGCGAUGACCCCUGGCCGGAGUUUGUGAAUAGCGUAUGGUGUAUUAAGAUACUCUCGCCUCAAGAGGUGCAGCAGAUGGGAAAGCGCGGUCUAGAGCUUCUAAGCUCGAUUCCCAUGUCUCAGAUGUCUAACGGGAGUUGCAACGACUUUGGAAGCCCACCGGAGUCGAGGAAGAUGAUUAGUGGCAUGGCAUCUGUUGGAUCUCUUGAUUAUUAAAACUUGUGUUAUUUGUUAGCCUUAGCAUUUCUUUGCCCAUAUUAUCUUGCCUAAUUUCAAGAAAUGCAUGCAUGCCCCCUGCAACUACUGUGCACCAACUUUUCAUCUCAUCUGUAGUUAUCAUCAAGACAUCUUAUGAUUUUGUGCCCAAUUAAGGAAUAGACAAACAAAUGUCUACUAGGUAAUUAGAGUAGUCAAGUAUUAUUGUUUUCACUACUAGCAAAUCUAGUACUUUUGAUGUGGAAAUGUAAUAUUGUACACACUGGUUGCCUUAGUGCACAUUCACUAUACUAGAUUCUCUACCUGUUAUCACUUUCAUGCCAAAUGACUAAUCCAGU